Messenger RNA from Pelodiscus sinensis (Chinese soft-shelled turtle), 673 nucleotides. It is a transcript of the gene CRYGS, whose product is annotated as crystallin gamma S. Gene Ontology annotation, molecular function: structural constituent of eye lens. Gene Ontology annotation, biological process: visual perception; lens development in camera-type eye. NCBI's taxonomy places the organism in Eukaryota, Metazoa, Chordata, Testudines, Trionychidae. The record is from RefSeq and is a predicted model, not a curated record.
CCAGACGCCGGCUCUUGGCAGUUACAGCUGGAAUUCCUGCAGCAGGUGGGGCGUGGGGCCUAGACCGGAGCAUGUCCAAAGCUGGAGCCAGGAUCACUUUCUACGAAGACAAGCACUUCCAGGGCCGUCGCUAUGAGUGUGACAGCGACUACCUUGAUUUUCACACCUCCCUGAGCCGCUGCAACUCCAUCCGCGUGGAGGGCGGCGCUUGGGUGGUCUACGAGCGGCCCAACUUUGCCGGGAACAUGUACGUCCUGACCCACGGCGAGUACCCCGAGUACCAGCGCUGGAUGGGGCUGAAUGACCGCCUGGGCUCGUGCAAAGCCAUUCACUUAUCCAGCGGAGGCCAGCACCAGAUUCAGAUUUUCGAGAAGGGGGACUUUGGCGGCCAGAUGUACGAGUCCACGGAGGACUGCCCUUCGGUCCUGGACGAGUUCCACAUCCGGGAAAUCCACGCCUGCAAAGUGCUGGAGGGGGCCUGGGUUUUCUAUGAGCACCCCAACUUCCGGGGCCGGCAGUACCUCUUGGAGAAAGGGGAGUAUCGCAAGCCCGUGGACUGGGGGGCCGUGUCCCCCUCGGUCCAGUCCUUCCGCUGCAUUGUGGAGUGAGGGGCGGGGGCUGAGCGCCCCCCGCGGCCAGGGAACCCGCGUGGCGCCGGCGAAUAAAGCGAGUG